Ceratosolen solmsi marchali is the source of this 2704-nucleotide messenger RNA. RefSeq names its product UFM1 specific ligase 1 (gene Ufl1). The record is from RefSeq and is a predicted model, not a curated record. Gene Ontology annotation, molecular function: UFM1 ligase activity. Gene Ontology annotation, cellular component: endoplasmic reticulum membrane. Gene Ontology annotation, biological process: protein K69-linked ufmylation; response to endoplasmic reticulum stress; regulation of proteasomal ubiquitin-dependent protein catabolic process. NCBI's taxonomy places the organism in Eukaryota, Metazoa, Arthropoda, Insecta, Hymenoptera, Agaonidae.
UGUCCUUAUCACAGACCCCCUUCACAACAUCGUGGCCAAUACAUUGUUAAGGCCAUCCCGAGGUGAAAGUCAGAUUUGUCGUCUGCAGAUCACCAAAAAGAGUAAUAAAAUGAUAGAGAAGAUGCAGUGACCUAAAGCCUGACGACGAUAGGUAUAUCGACCUUAUUGUGUACAUACAUUUAAUGACAAAUAAUCCUUAUUGUUAAAUUGUUGUUAAAUCAUGUUAUAUUGUUAAUAACAGGUUGGAGUUAUCUGGUCGAUUAGUGAAUAUUUUAUAUUAUUUUAUAAUUGUAACAAAAUAGUAAUUAACAAUGACGCAGAACACAAGUUGGGACGAAGUGAAGAGGCUAGCCCUUGAUUUUCAAAAAAUGCAACUAAGUUGUGCUUUGUAUAGAUUAUCGGAACGGAAUUGUAUAGAGAUCGUAACGAAAUUAAUCGAGAAGAAGCUUUUAAAUGUUAUUUUUACAAUUGAGAAAGAGUAUAUCACACCAGAAUAUCUAAUUACUGAAAUUGAGAAUAAAUUAUUCGAACAUAAUGGUCGUAUAACUUUAGUCGAAUUAUCUAGUAUUUUGAAUGUCGAUUUAUCGCUAAUAACUAAAUUUGCCAGCGAUAUGGAAAAAAGCAAUAAACAUAUAAAAAUAAUAUUAGACAAUUUAAUAGAUAACAAUUAUAUCUCUAAGAUUGCAAAAGAAAUUAACAAUCAAUUAUGUAAAGAUGGCUUUAUUAGUGUUGUGGACUUAAUGCUGUAUUACGAUUUGCCGGCAGAUUUUUUACAGUCAGUAAUUGAAAAGGAGUUAGGCAAAACUAUAUUAGGUAAACAGGAUGUAGAGGAUCCAAGAAUUUUUUAUAAUCAAAAUUAUAUAGCCAGAAUUGAAGCAAAAAUAAGGGGUGCGCUUUCAGCAAUUACAAAACCAACUCAAAUUUCCGCAAUAUUAGGACAAUGCUCUAUUCCGGAGAAAAUAUUCUUUGCAAUUUUGGAGAAUCUGCAUGAAAAAUGUCAAGUUCCAGGUAUUAUAACUGGCAAACAUUGCAGUAAUAGUAUUUAUGUCCCUAGUAUAUAUUCCAAAAGCCAAAACGAAUGGGUUGAAAACUUUUAUAAGCAUAAUGGAUAUCUUGAAUAUGAUGUACUACUAAGGCUGGGUAUUUCGGAUCCAAAAAAUUUUGUAAAACGCCAUUUUACAAAUAGGGAUAUAAUGCAUCUUAGCGCAAUAUCGAUAAAUCCCAUACUCAUUGACCAAGUCGAUGUUAUUAUUGAAGAAGUUAUAGCAACUAGAUCCUUCACAGACAUUAAUUCUAUCAUACCAACAGUUUUUAAUCCUAAAGAUAUUGAAUUAUUUUUAAAAGAAACGUCUUUAAAAAAGCAAUCGCAAUCGUCCGUUCACGUUUUUGCAUUAACGGUUAUUGUAUCGGAUGUUUAUUUGCAAGAGUUACAAAAGCAGUUAGAGCCCUUAGCUAGGGAAAAGGCAGAGGAGAUUGUCGUUAGUGGCAAAUGGCCUCCGCCUACUAAUGAAAGUAAGACAAAAUAUAAGCAUAUGGACAUCGAAGAUAACAAAGUUGAUAGAAAAGCUGAAAGGAGAAAAAAGGCAUAUAGUGGGAAGGCUGGUGGCGGUAGUCAAGGUCGAGAAACAAAAACCAAAUCAAUUAAGAAGAAGUAUAAUCAAUUUAAAAAUCAAGAUAAUGACUCGGAUAAUGAGCAGCUUGGCUUAGAGAAUGAAAAGGUUGAUAUGAAUUUUUUAAAAAUCGAUGAUAUUCAAAAGGAAUUAAAUAAAGAUAAGAACUUAGCGGAUAUGGAUGAAUUUACGGAUGAAUUGUCAAUAUACUUGUGUCCUCUACUGAAUAAGCAGGUUCUACAGAUAAUGGAACAAUUAUUACCCAAGCAUAAGACAAUAGAUUUAAGUGAAAUUGAUAAUCAUCUGAAUGCGUUAAUAACCAACAUCAAAGUCUUUGAUAAGGGAACAAAGUUUGUAGACAAAUAUACUCAGGAAGCACUGGCAAAAUACUUAUUGAAAACAUUAGUCGUAGAUUUUAUAACAGAAAUCUUCAAAUUAUGCGCUCGUCAAAAUGUGAUACAACAUUCGCCUAAUUUAACGACUGAAACAAGGGAAAAAAUACUCCAAGACUUACCUAACGAUGUAAAAAAACCACUUGCAAAUUUGCAUAAAGUUGUUGCAGGAAACAAUUUGGAAGAUUUUUUUAAUGCCGUUGAACCAGCUAUGUCUGCCUGUUGUUUAGUUUUAAGGAAAUAUGAUAAAAAAAAAGAUAGGUUUAUCAUUGUUGAUCAUAGGGAAGCUCUUCUAAAGGAAUUAAGUUGUACGCAAGAUCCUGCUCUAGUAUUACAUUUGACAACAAUAAUACUCUUUAUAGCAGCUACGCAAAAUACAAUCCAUAUAUCUGGGAGACACGUAUCAUCUAUUCUUUCAUUUCUGCAGUAUUACUUAAAAUCCUCGACAUCUUCUUCCCUUAUAAAAUAUCACGAUUUACUAUUAAAAUUUCUUAGUUCGUCUAAUGCAGCUGAUAAAGAAGUAUUACAAAAACUCUUACAAGAUGAUUUGCAGGAAAUUAAAACUAUUGCUACCGAAUAUUCGAAGCAACUGAAAACGAAUAAAGAAGAUGGAAAUUCUUAGAGGACAGAAAUUGUAAUCUCACGUUAAAAAGAAAAAUUAAAAUGUUAUUGUAUAUUUGCAUUUAUAUCAAUUAUUUUAAA